GGUGACAGCGGGACAGACAUCCGAAUGUCAGACUCAGUGGAAGGAGGCCGCAUGGCUCUGGAUAACAAGACCUCCCUCCUCAACACCCCCUUGCUCUCAUCCAGUCCACGAGGGGCCCGCGAGCACUUCUCGGACUCUCCUUUCAAACACAGUCGCAAAGACACCAGCAUGGACGACUCAGAGUGUCUCACUGAUGAUAGCAGCUUGGACCAAUCAGAGUUGGUGGCCGAGCUGCUGAAAGAGUUGUCCAAUCACAAUGAGCGCAUUGAGGAGAGGAAAGCAGCGCUGCACAAACUGCUGAAGCUGAUUCGCGAAAACACCCUGCAGGUGUGGGACGAACAUUUCAAGACCAUUCUGCUGCUCCUGCUCGAAACGAUGGGCGACAGAGAGCAUGUGAUCCGGACGCUGGCUCUGCGGGUGCUGAGGGAGAUUCUCAGCAAGCAGCCCUGGAGGUAAAACUACGCAGAGCUCACCAUCAUGAAGGCCUUGGAGGCUCACAAAGACCACCACAAGGAGGUGGUACGAGCAGCAGAGGAGACUGCAGCCAUGUUGGCGUUGUCCAUUAGUCCAGACCAGUGUGUCAAGGUCUUGUGUCCCAUCAUCCAGUCAGCUGACUACCCCAUCAACCUGGCUGCCAUCAAGAUGCAGACCAAAGUGGUGGAGAGGGUUCCCCGCGAGGGCCUGAUGAGCCUGCUGCCUGAGAUAGUGCCAGGACUCAUACAGGGUUACGACAACUCUGAGAGCAGUGUGAGGAAAGCCUGUGUGUUCUGCUUGGUGGCCAUUUACGCAGUGAUCGGAGAAGACCUCAAACCGCACCUCAGCCAACUCUCCAGCAGCAAGCUGAAGCUGUUGAAUCUGUACAUCAAGCGUGCCCAGUCCGGCUCCAGCGGCAGCGAACCCCCGUCUGACGGCCUAUAGGAGACGUAGCGCCCUCCCACACGUCAACCUCAGAACUCUGCCCACCAAAACCAUCCGUCAUGAGCUCUCGCCCACACAGACCGAGAACAAAACACACAUCCUUAACACCCUUUCACAGCAGCAAACUGCUUACAUCCACACGUACGCUUGCACUCACACACAGGUACACACCGUGCUUCUACAUUUCCUGUUCCACUACAAGAUGGGAGUUGUGGUGAAGAAGAGUGUUCUCCUGACCAUCGCUGAGGAUCCACUGAUCUCAGACUGAACUGAACUCUUAACUUUGGAUUAAACAAACAAACACAUUCAGUCACAUAGUCCACCCAGGUUUGACACUAACCACUCAAGGAUGAAGAAAUGUCCGUCCUCUUCACCUCCUCUACAUCCGAACACAACAGUAUCCCCUCUGAAUAACAUCUUGAUGUUGACAGGAAGUGGUGCAACUGCAUGGUUCUCUUUUUUUUUUUUUU
Messenger RNA from Micropterus salmoides (largemouth bass), 1388 nucleotides. Its product is annotated as CLIP-associating protein 2-like. The record is from RefSeq and is a predicted model, not a curated record. Gene Ontology annotation, molecular function: microtubule binding. Gene Ontology annotation, biological process: mitotic spindle assembly. Lineage: Eukaryota; Metazoa; Chordata; Actinopteri; Centrarchiformes; Centrarchidae. Gene Ontology annotation, cellular component: mitotic spindle; spindle microtubule; microtubule organizing center.